AAGUCCAUUGCUUUUUGUCGCACUUCGCUUGCUGGUUUUUAUAUUAGUUAUAAUACAUUAACGUUACAAAAAAGAACAUCACAUCAACGGUCAAUGAUCAGUUUUGUGCUGUUUUUUGUACUCAAUAUUACAUUAUCUUUGAAUGAUACAAUAACAUUAAUAAUACUCCAUGUUUUAUCUCAGCUAUGUCCAUCACUGGUCAAACAUAUACUGCCCCACCUCCCACACUUGCAGCUUUCCUUGUGGGAGAUGCCAUUGGAUUUGUACCAAAACCAUGGCCGCGAGCCAAGUUCAAAGAAGCUCUGGCCGAUACUCUCCACGUGUUUGGAGAUCCCUGGAUGAUAUGCGAGUGUAAAGAACCGCCAACACUUCACCAGGAAACUGCGGACGAACAGAGUUGGUUAGCUGUCACUAAAAUGUCCAUGGAAGUCAGGAAUGAAUUUAAUGAAAUGCGAAAUAGCAGGCAUAAAUCGGAACCAUGUAAAGCAUGCAAGGAAAUGAAAAAGGAGAGCAUUGUAGAUGUGAUGUCAGAGAAAUGGGAAAAUGCCAAAAAAGAGGACGAUCACAAUACGUUUUGCCUGAUAGGAAUCACUGAGGAAGAAAAGAUGCCAGAGGUACUGUCGGAAAAAAGGGUACUACCUGACAGGUUUCAGCAAAUACUUCAAGAAGUGAAAAAGAAAAAGUGUGAAACAGUACACGACACAAUGUUAUACUUGGAAGAAGAACUGUCUCAAACUAUGACUACGUCAUUGAAAUUGAACGACAAUGUAGGAAAGGAAUUUAAAAUGAAAAUACCAACCAUUGUUGUGGUGGUUGAGGGUGAUCUUGACACAAUUAACCACGUGGCCAGAGCUGUACAGAAAAACAUUCCAGUACUGUUGGUGCGAGGAUCUGGAAUGGCCGCGGACCUGAUUGGAUACUGUUCAGA
Molecule: messenger RNA, 928 nt
Organism: Mizuhopecten yessoensis (Yesso scallop)
Lineage: Eukaryota; Metazoa; Mollusca; Bivalvia; Pectinida; Pectinidae
Exons: 4
Source: RefSeq, a predicted model, not a curated record